UUAAUUCCAGUCAACAACAGGGCUAACGCUUUAAGCUAAUCCUGAAUAGUUACCUGUUGCUUAAAUUACGUGUGUAAAUGUUACAUAAGACAAACUAUUAAGAAAAGCUGCUUACUGUCAAAGUGUACUUCAUCGUCCUCUUCGGUGGCAAGAUUUGGCAGACUGCAGUCAUGAUUACCAACGGCUUUAAGCAGACGGCUUCGGGGAAGUAGAAUCUUAUUACUGCUACUAGAACAUUCCUCCGAUCGCAAGUGCCUGCUAGCGGACGUUAAACUGUACAUGUUAACUGACCAUAAUAAAUAAACGAGGAUCUGAAUUUAGGCGAGCAAAUACUAUCUGUAAUAGUUCAAACAAACUUGGUUAUUUGUUUAUACAAUUGGACAACAAUUCUCACUAGUUGUAAGGUGGCGGCCAUCUUUCCUCAGACUCAGGAAGGCACCGUCAGCCAAUACAAUUUAUUGUUAUAAAAUAUUAUUUGCUGUCAUUAACAAAAUGAAACUCUACAGAACGCACAUAUGAUUAUAAACAUCUAAGUAAAUAUACAUUUUGAAUCAACUAUGAAGAAAAAUAAGUGUCUUCCCAUGACGACUCUUUAUUUGUACAUUCAACCCUGUGUCUUUUGUACGUGCGCCCUAAAGCCACACUGGCCCUAUGACGGUGAUGAAAUGUUACAGUGCGAUAAAAUAUUUAGAGAUAAGUUAUUUUUGUAGUGAGUUAGUUUUUAUAUUUUUAUAAUUUUACGUACAGGUUUUUAUUAAUAAUUCCUCUCUUUUUAAAGGUACAUGUGAUGCGCUUAGUUUGUUGACAUGCGCAUCUAAUACGCAGCGGUGACUUGUCUAAUGUCCAUCUACGCUGCGCGCUUGGAACCUGCUGGAGCCAUCAAGGCCAUUGACAAGAACUCGGUGCAUCAAAUCUGCUCAGGUCAGGUGGUGCUGACCUUGGCCACUGCUGUUAAAGAACUGGUGGAGAACAGUAUUGAUGCAGGGGCCACCAACAUUGAUGUCAAACUGAAGGAGCACGGAAUUGAACUCGUGGAAGUAUCUGAUAAUGGAAAAGGUGUCGAGGAGGCCAACUUUGAAGGAUUGACGUUAAAACAUCACACUUCAAAAUUGAGGGAUUUUUCCGAUCUCCUCCACGUGGAGACAUUUGGCUUCAGAGGUGAAGCCCUCAGUUCUUUAUGUGCACUAAGUGACGUAAGUGUGGUGACGUGCCAUGAAUCCAGCACCGUCGGGACCAAGCUGGUCUUUGACCACAAGGGCCACUUGGUUCAGCGGCUACCUCAUCCACGGCAGCAAGGCACCACAGUCACCCUGCAGCAGCUCUUCCUAACCCUUCCCGUCAGACACAAGGAGUUCCGGCGCAAUAUUAAAAGGGAGUUCACCAAAAUGGUGCAUGUUUUGCAGUCUUACUGCAUCAUCUCUACUGGCGUGCGCAUUACCUGCUCCAACCAAAGUGGACAGGGGAAGCGCAACAUUGUUGUAAACACAAGUGGAAGCCAGAAUAUGAGAGACAACAUAGGAGCUAUAUUUGGACCCAAACAGCUACAGAACCUUCUGCCCUUUCAGCACGUGCCUCCUAAUGAUAAUGUCUUGGAAGAAUAUGGUCUUGAGAACGCGGAACUCCCCCCAAAAUUAUUUUGCAUCACAGGCUUUGUGUCACAAGCAGACCACGGUUCGGGAAGAAGUGCCACAGACAGACAAUUCUUUUUUAUAAACAAGCGACCAUGUGACCCCCAAAAGGUGACCAAACUUGUGAAUGAAGUCUAUCAUAUGUAUAACAGACAUCAGUAUCCAUUUGUUGCCCUGAACAUCGAAGUUGCCUCAGAGUGUGUGGAUGUCAACGUUACCCCAGACAAGCGGCAGAUUCUCCUUCAGGAGGAGAAACUCUUAUUGGCCAUUUUAAAGUCUUGUCUCAUCAGCAUGUUUGAGGCCGGGGUCAAUAAAAUUAGUCUAAAUAAUACUCUCAUUCCCAGCAGCGCGACUCCAUCGAAACAAUCUGAAGAGAACAUGAUUGAGUUUGGAGAUAACACACGACUCGUGACUGAGAGCCCGAAGUCAUCCCUGAACUUGGCUGAUCUAAAAGCUGCUUUUUCCAAUUACCACAACUCCAAUUCUGGUGUCAAGUCCAAUUUGUCAAAAGCUGCCAAUAAUUCUCCGGCGCAAAAAAACAUCAAGUCUUUCUUUAAAGACACUGGAAAAACUUCCUGUAAUCCAAGUGGGAAAUCUCCUUUAACCCUCAAGUGUAGUUUGAAGACAGGUUCCUCAGCAGGGAGGUCAGUUCUGGAUGGGUUCAGAUAUGGUAAAGGUCGUGACUCCAAGGACAUUGUUCCAUCCUGUUUGGACAUUCCUUCACCAGAUAGUCAAAAUUGUGACCCACAUUCACCUGCUUUUGAUGUGGAAGAACCGAUCAUAAAAAAAGAAGCACCGACAGAGACAACCGAAGUUCUCCAGGAGUCUUACCUGCAAAUCGAACCAACCGCUGAGAGCGAGUGUCGCUCUUUGAGUCCAGAUUUGAAAAGAGCCAGAAAAGAGAAUCCAGAUUGUGCGGUGGAUGCUCCGAUCAGUUUACAGAAGAGGGCAGUGUCACUCUAUUUCUCAUUGCAAGACUUGACUGGGAAGAUAAAAAGGUUACAGGACUGUAAGCAGAAGGAAAAAAACACUGAGGAGCUUCAGUACCGACGCUUCAGAGCCAAAAUCAACCCGGGAGAAAGCCAAUGUGCAGAGGAGGAGCUGAAGAAGGAGAUCAGCAAAGACAUGUUCAAACAGAUGGAAAUUGUAGGCCAGUUUAAUCUGGGCUUUAUCAUCACCAAACUCAACUCGGACAUCUUCAUGAUCGACCAGCAUGCCACAGAUGAGAAAUACAACUUUGAAAUGCUGCAACAACACACAGUGCUCCAAGGACAAAAACUCAUUGUCCCUCAAAAACUUCACCUCACUGCAGUCAACGAGAACGUACUGAUGGAAAAUAUUGAGAUCUUUCAAAAGAACGGCUUUGAAUUUCAGAUUGAUGAAGAUGCUCAAGUGAUGGAGAGAGUCAAGCUGGUAUCUCUGCCCACAAGUAAGAACUGGACAUUUGGUCCUACCGACAUUGAGGAGCUGAUCUUCAUGCUCAGUGACAGCCCGGGGGUCAUGUGUCGGCCGUCACGCGUCAGGCAGAUGUUUGCCUCCAGAGCUUGUCGGAAAUCUGUUAUGAUUGGCACGGCACUGAGUACAAGCGAGAUGAAGAAACUGGUGGGUCACAUGGCUGAGAUUGAACAGCCAUGGAACUGCCCUCACGGGAGGCCCACCAUGAGACACCUGGUCAACCUGGAUCUCCUCUCACAAAAUUGAUCAAGAAGAAGAGCAAUCCUACUUGAUGAUUCACUUAUGAAUCAAAAUCUGACCCCAAACAGAUACUGUGUAUAAUUUUCUUAAAUCAUACGUGAUUGUUGGAUUUUUACCUAUAAUUUUUUUUGAAAUGUUAUUUUAAAUGUUCCAUGACAGCACACAGUAUGAACAAAUAAACAAAAUUUAAAAACA
Messenger RNA from Syngnathus typhle (broad-nosed pipefish), 3518 nucleotides. RefSeq names its product PMS1 homolog 2, mismatch repair system component (gene pms2). NCBI's taxonomy places the organism in Eukaryota, Metazoa, Chordata, Actinopteri, Syngnathiformes, Syngnathidae. The record is from RefSeq and is a predicted model, not a curated record. Gene Ontology annotation, biological process: mismatch repair. The transcript is spliced from 15 exons. Gene Ontology annotation, cellular component: MutLalpha complex. Gene Ontology annotation, molecular function: ATP binding; ATP-dependent DNA damage sensor activity; ATP hydrolysis activity. Bases 840 to 3329 code for a protein of 829 amino acids.